This is a messenger RNA of Elaeis guineensis (African oil palm), 1141 nucleotides long. RefSeq lists its product as uncharacterized. The record is from RefSeq and is a predicted model, not a curated record. NCBI's taxonomy places the organism in Eukaryota, Viridiplantae, Streptophyta, Magnoliopsida, Arecales, Arecaceae.
CACAAUGGGGGAUAAGGCAACUCUCAUGAAGGCAAGGCAACAGCUGGAAGAUCUUUACCUCGGAGUCCCAGAUGAUUCCGUCGACCUCACCUUCAAAGACCUUGCGAGCUUCCCACAAAAUGUAGCAGCAGAAAAAAAGGCAAGCAACGUGGAGCCUAUCCAUGAAGAAACCAAGAAGGACGUUAAGAUGGACACAGCCUUCAGUAAAUCACCCAGCCCGGCCCUUGGUAAAUCACCCAGCCUAGAUUUUGCCAAGGGCCUGCAAGGAGCAAGAGACCAGCAUCGCCACAUGGACGACGAGCUAUACCGAGAACAUGUGGUUAGGAGCAGCUUUAAAAGGAAUUCUACGGGCUUAAGAAUAAUGGCUGAAACUAGCCAACUUCACGAUGAUGACAAUGUAAGCGCCUUCAGCAUGGCCAGUCCAUUGGAGGAGCGUAGUGGCCGAAGGCGGCCGGGGAUCCCUCACUCCAACAUUUGUGCCCUGUGCAGUGUUUAUAUCUACUUUUUCCGGCAUCGGUGCCUGGUGUGUGGAAGAGUAUAUUGCAGGCAUUGUGUAGGCAUGGGCAUGGGAGAAAUGACUGAAGGAAGGAAAUGCAUGGAAUGUUUGGGAAGAAGAUUCAGCCAAAGGUACAUAGAGAGGGCAGGGCGAACGGGUUGUUGCUGGGGAUAUCCAAGCAAGGUGAAGCAGCAAGAGCUCAUAUGGGCAGAGAAGGGACCAAGGAGGAGUGCAGAGAGGGGAUAUAGGAGUGGAGUUGCAUCAAGAUCCCCAAGCCCAAUGAUGCCAGGGACCCCCACUAGAUCCCAUGCAUCGAGAUCGAGGAGCCCAGUGAUGCGGGGAACCCGAUCUCGAUCGCAUGCAUCAAGGUCGAGGAGCCCAGUCAUGCCAGGAUCCACGACCAGAUCCCAUUUUAGCAAUAGCCCUGCAUCUUUUGUUGCAAGCUCGACGUUCUCUACUAGUCCCCAUGCAUUUCCUUUAUAAUAGCUGAAGAGGAUACACUGGUGGUUAUAUUAUAUUAUUUUAGAUCUAUGAGCUCUUCUAGUCUCCAUGGAUUUCCUAUAUGAAGUCAGAAUGGAAACCAGUUGUUAUUUUUUUGUCUUUUUCAUGAUUUAUUUCAUUGUUACAAUGGUUGAUAUGAGUGUU